UGAGACAGUUAUUUUGGGACGGAGGGAGUACUUUCUUGCAAAGGAAAAAAACAUGAUAUUGCUAAUAAGCAGAUGUACACUUUGUUAAGACCUAAACAAACACGGACCGGCGGGUAACUCAAAAGAUCGGCCUAUCUUCAACACGCCAUAUUCUAAAAAAAUGGACCCUAAUCCCUGGCGAACAGUUGCCAGAAGGGAUGGCAGCCGUGAACCCCCUGGAUGGCAUUUUUGUGUAUUGGUGUGAGGCUGGGUUCGCAGUUUGAUUGUUUAAUUUGCGUCAUUUUCUCGGAUGUUGCUUCCAUAGUUCCAUGCUCGUACUGUGCUUCCAUGUCGAUUUUACCCUUGACCAAUCCACGGCUAGUGAGGUAAGUGGGAGCGUCUUGACAUUUUCCUACAUUCUGAUCUGAACCCCUUCUUGGAUAAACACGUUGCUCCAGUAAACAUCUGCAGCAGAAAUCAGGAAGAAAUAGGGAGCGCCACACAGGGCGCUCUUUCGGAAAGUGGGCUUAUAUCCAUUCUUAGAUAGAUAAAGUAAAAGCGCUAAAAUUAGUAAAAAAUGUUUUUCCAUGCACACCUAGUGAUCGACUAUGCUAACCACAGAGGCCAUGAGUCAAAUAUAGCUGACGAACUUGGAACCUUUGAGAGACGGCCCAAAAAAAGGAGCAUGCAUGCCAUGGUUACCCAAAAAGUGUGUGGCUUCCCUUCUGCUCGCACCCCGCCCAUCCAACCCUUUGCUCCAUUUCGUGUCAUGCUUCCUCAUGCUUUGCUUUCCCAUUUGCCCCAUUCUUCCUCCUUGAAGCAUUUUCUUCCCCUUCUCCUUACAUUUACUUUCUUGCCAAAUUUAGGACAGCCCCCGCCAGUUCCUUUUCCAUCUGAUGCAUCAUUCUAUCCUGUGUGUUCUCAAUGGAGUUGCCAGGGUAGGGUAAGGUGUCCAUUUGCACGGGGAAGAGGGAGGAGCGAAUCCUUAUUGCUCAAUCUCUCUUUCCCGUAUUCCUCUAUUUCAUUCUUGUUAUCAUCGCAGCUACUUCAUCCGGAAGGAGGAGCAAAAGAUCCUUUUGUCGAUCCGGGAAGAAAAGAAAAAAGGUGGCGCAACAACAGCUUGCUUGUAUAAUUCAAAUGCCUCUUCCUUGACUUGGGAAAAGGGAAGGCUUGCAAAUUCUGAAGCAUGGAGGAGGUGCCAAGCGAGAAGAAACAAACUGAAUCUGAAUCAAUUAAUUGCGCAACUAGUUCAAGCAGCAACCAGGACAUUCCCAAUUCACUGGUGAAUAAAGAUGAAGACCCCGCUGUUGGGGUGGUAACAGAGUUAAAGAAGGAGGGGACGUCCGUUGGACAGAAGGAGGAAAGCGCAUCUACGGCUAUCGACUUGAAGGAGGAGGGUACAGCCACCCAACUGAAGGAGGAGGGUGCAGCCACCCAACUGAAGGAGGAAGGGGCUUCCAAGGAGGAUGGGGCAGCUAUCGACUCCAAGGAAGAGGGGGCAAAAACCGAAUUGGAGGAAAAGUUAAUGUUAUCCCAGAGGAAGGACUAUGAGAAGGCUAUCGAACUAAAGGGAGAGGGGACAAGGCUAUUCCAGAGGCGGGAUUAUGAGGGUGCGGCCCUCGAGUUUGAUAAGGCAAUAAAGCUCUUGCCAAAGGAGCACAAUGAUAUCGCCUUCCUCCACUGCAAUAUUGCUGCAUGUUACAUGCACAUGAACCCUGAGAGUUAUGAACGAGCGGUUGACGAGUGCAACGCAGCACUGGAGGCAUCGCCCAAGUAUACAAAUGCGCUGCUCAAAAGGGCACGGUGCUUUGAAGCAUUGGAUAGGCUGGAUCUGGCUUGUGAGGAUGUGCAGAAGGUGCUGAGCUUGGAACCAAACAAUGUCAGUGCAUUGGAGCUCUAUGAAAGCAUUAGGGAGGAGAUGGAGACAGAAAAAUUGCUGGAGAAUCAGGUUGUGUCACCGGUAGAGCCUAAGGCCGGUUUUUCAAAAGAAAAAAUCCAGCGGAAAAUAUCUCGCAAAUUUAGAAACAAUUCCAUAGUUGAGGAGGUGUGGUUGAUUCACGAUGACGAUGCGCAAGAGGAUGAUGAAGAUGACACGGAUGAAGAGUGCAGUGAAGAAAACCACGUGGAGAAUGAUUUAAGCAAUGAAGGAAAUGAUACUCGGGAUAUGCCAUCGAGGCAUAAUCAUGACGAGGAUAAAAGGAACACAGAACAGAACCAUGUGAAGCAUGGUCAGUACAAACUAGGAGCAAGUGAUGAAGGCCAACAACUGCAGCAUGCUUCGAGGGAUAUGGAACAAAUCCACUGUAAAGAAACAGAGAGUCAAAAUAAGCAUGAAAAUCCCCUCAAAGAGAUAAAGGUGAGAAGUGGUCAGCAUCAGCAGAAUCAAGUCGGUGAUAUGGACAUGCGUCAAAAGCAAAUUGAGGAUGUACCAACCACUAGCCGUAGCAAGCAAGAAAUCAACACUGAGAUGUAUGAAAGGUUUAUCAAUGGAGGCCAAGCAAGACGCUCCUUGCAGCGGCAUACCAGUCGUGGUGGGGAAAAGCAGGAAAAGCAAACCCCAAUCAAACUAGCAAGUCAUGGGGGAGAUGAGCACCAAAAACAGAAGCGCACAUAUGCUACCAAUGGAGAUACAAAGACUGUAAAAUUUGUUAUGGGAGAUGACAUAAGGAUCGCACUUGUUCCAGAAGAAUGUAGUCUACUGCAAGCGAUAAGCGUAGCUCGGUGUAAGUACAGCCCCCACCUGAAGGCGAUGCUUCUUAAGUUUCAGGACAUAGAGGGUGACUUGGUGACAAUUACAUCAACUGAGGAACUAAGGUGGGUUGAAGAUCUGAAGCAAGGACCCGCUCGGCUGUACAUAAAAGAAGUAAGUCCUGAGCGCGAGAUCACCAAGGACAUCGUCAUGCCCAAUAUUUCUACGGUGAUGCUGGAAAGAAAGCAUAGCGUCUCUGAGUGCGAAAGCUCUAGACAUGCAGCAGAAGACAAGAGCUCAUCAUAUGCUGAUGACUGGAUGGUGCAGUUUGCUCGUCUAUUCAAGAACCAUGUUGGUUUUGAUUCUGAUGCAUUAGUGGAUCUCGGUGACCUUGGUACGCGGCUGUGCAUUGAGGCAAUGGAAGACACCAUCACAAGCGAAGAAGCCCAGGAGAUAUUUCAUGCCGCAGAGGCAAAAUUUCAGGAAGUGGCAGCUUUAGCAUUUUUUAAUUGGGGCAACAUACACAUGUCUCGUGCAAAGAAACGGUUAUCUUUAUCAGAGGAUGCUUCAAAAGAAUCUGUACUUUCCCAGGUCAAAACUGCAUUCGAAUUGGCAUGCGCUGAAUAUGCCAAAGCUGGGAAGAAAUUUGAAGAUACUGUGGAUGUAAAGCCAGACUUUUAUGAAGGUCUUAUUGCCCUUGGAAAUCAACAGUUCGAGCAAGCAAAACUUUCUUGGCGUUAUGCAGAUGCUUGUAAGGUAGACAUGGGAACCGAAGUGCUAGAACUAUUCAAUCGUGCUGAGGAUAAUAUGGAAAAAGGAAUGGAGAUGUGGGAGGGAAUAGAAUACUUGCGACUAAAAGGGUUAUCUAAAUCAAAAAAGGAGAAAAUCCUACUGGAUAAGUUGGGAAUGGAUGGGCACCAAAAAGAUUUAACAGCAGAUGAUGCUUUUGAGCAAGCUUCAAAUAUGCGAUCACAGCUAAACAUUUCAUGGGCUACCAUUCUUUAUGAGCGUUCCGUAGUAGAAUUCAAGUUAGGUCUUGCUAGCUGGGAGGAGAGUCUCACCGAAGCAAUUGAGAAAUUUAAGACUGGUGGGGCUUCACUGGCAGAUAUCAGUGUAAUGAUAAAGAACCAUUGUGCGAAUGAGAAAACUCAAGAAGGUAUGAUGUAAUCGUGUGACCUUUUUCUGUAAUUUCUUUGUUCCUCUGUUGCUAAAUCAUCAAAUACCAAAAUUUGUAUAUGUACACCAUGUAUGCUAAUAAUUUCAUGCUUCUUAUAAUGAUUAUUCUGGGAAAUGUAAAGCUUCUGCAUGCAGUUCAAGUUUUACUACUUCAUUCAUUGAGAAAGACAAUUUAAACCCUAACAUAGGGAGCCAUCUUCGAAUAUUUUUGAUGGACCACUAGUGUUAACCCAAAUUGGUGGAUGGCUAUUUGUAAUAGUAGACAAAAAAGACUAUGGCACAUUUCCAAAUAUCCAACAUAUACAGACUUGUAUGUUAUCACGAAGAAACACAAAUAUUAGGAUCUGCCAUAGUCAGUGUAUAGCUUGCCACUAUCCAAAGACAAUUGGUUUCAUCAGCGGAUAGUAAGGUAUGUCCACAACAACUGUCGUGCUACAAUUUGUAACAAUAGAUUCCGGAAGCAACUUCAGUAUUACUUGAGAUGGACAAGAAAAUCAGAUUUCAUUAAUUUGUCUUGGUCAUGUUAUGCCUUACAAGUACUAAAGAUUACAUUUAAUCUUGGUGCUGAUUGUUACAUUUUAACUUUACUAAUCUGCUAUGCUAGAAGUUGGAAAUUUUAGAUCCUCUUAACUACAUUCAAGGGCAUAGAAGUUGUUAAUAUUUUCUAUUUGUUAUUCAGGAUUGAGCUUCAAGAUUGAUGAGAUAGUUCAAGCAUGGAAUGAAAUGUACGAUGCUAAAAAGUUGAAAAAUGGUAGUUCUUCUUUCCGUCUUGAACCUUUAUUUCGAAGACAGCCUUCGAAGCUGCAUAAUGUACUAGAGCACAUAAAGCACACAUGAGCUUGUAUUUAACAUAGGACUUGAUGCUGUCGACAUGGAUACGACUGUUGAUACUAAUUGCAAAAAGGUAAUUUCAUUCUUUGUUGAGAUGUAUUGUUGAGGUUAUUCCAAGAUAUCUAUUUGAUGUAAUACACUAGUACUAGAAAAGUAACCGCGGCAACUUUUUCACCAUGCGGAAUCACUGCAUACAACCAUAAUAAUGACUAGAUAUAAAAUUAAGAAUGUGAUGCAAUAAAUCACAAUAUAAUAUCCCUUAUGCAGUGACCAAAGCUAUAAUACCACAAUAAUAUAACAAAAUGAAGUGUUGUGGGCACUGGGGCCACACUUCUCUCCAAUACUCCAACCCUUUCCAAUCAAUCAUCUCCCCCUCUAAACUUCCUCGCUACCGUCUCUAUAGAAAGGGCUAAGCAACUGCAAAAGCCAGGACUUGAACUCAAGACCUUAGCACUGUUACCAUGUUAAGCUUCAUGCACUAGCCAACGCAAUCAAAAGUCUGAACUGAUGAAAAGGGCUAGGCAAUCCACAUAUACACUUCAACAGCAUCUAGAUCAGGGCAUAGCUCCCGGGAUAGGAUGACAACAGUGGACGGCUGAAAAGGGGCAACAUGUACAUCUCCUAUAGUGCUUAGACCCAUUGAUGGUGACAGCAUGGCAAGGGCGGGAGCGUUUCCAUGCUUGAGAAGGCCGCUAGCUACCUCUGUUUCUCAUUGUUCAGGCCUGUCAUCACUCAUGAGAGCAGUUCAGCAGACAAUUUUCAUAGUUUGGGAUUGUAAUGUUUAAGGUCAUAAAUGUUCAGGGCCAAAAAACAGACUUCUGCAAGAAGAGCUGAAAAGAAGACGGCGUUUUCUAUAUUGUUGCAAAAUAAUGUAUUAUAGCGAUGUUCUGGUUUUACGGUUCUUACACUGAUUGUAGUUCCUCUGUUGCUGAAGAGGAUGCUCUAUAUAGACGAGCAAAGAAACGAAGCUUUUUCCCAAGGCUGAUAACCAGAAUUGAGCAAUGGGUAUUAGAAUAAAAAAGUUAUAUGUUUGGUUCAUCAAUUAUUGACGCGGCUUUAAAUUGCAACCCAGUUUCAAUGUUGUUUUAUUUGCAAGUCAACUCUAAGUACCGUAACAUUGUACCCUUUGCCCCAAUAGAAGGGUAGCUUUGAGCUGAGGUGGACUUUUGGCUAACUGAUGUGGCAGACACCUCAGCUCUCCACACCCAAAGUAAAAAAACAUCAUCACAAGUUUUUAUUGGCCCCACGUGGCAUCCCCUUCCAUACCUUACUAUCUUCCCUUGCUCAUCUCUCUCCCUUUUAUCGGCAAGUGGAAACAUGGGUUAUGGAUGUAGUGGCAUCUCUUCUUCUUCGUUACACACUCUAGCUUCCUCAGUCGCUUGCUUCCUCAUCCACCCUUGGAAACAUUUGUUCAGUAUUCUCCAUAUCGUCCAGAAGUUAAGGACCUUCACCGUAUGGGUACUCCCGGAAGAUGUCACUUGGUGGCAGCAGCACCACCGAGCAGACACUCCACUCUAAGACCACAAGGAUGUCACUUGGUGGUACCUGGAUCUGGGAGAUGAGAAGUUUCAUAUCAUCUCCUGGCCAUGCCAGCCACUUCCUGGUUAUCUAUCUCCAGUGAGGGACUGUCCACCUACGAAUAGCAAUGCUAUGGAGGUAUGGCUUGACGAAUCACACCAUGUCCAGCACUUAGAGCAGACUGGUGGGUGAUGUCAAUGGGCUCCCGUAGGUGGGUCACCAUCUAUGGUGUAGACUGAUCUCAUUCUUGGUGUUUGCAAAAUAUACUACGACAGUAGCUGAAUCCUUUGAGGGACUAAUUAUAGACCUUUUCCUAUUUCCAAAAAUUUUAAAGGCCCAUCUUUUAUGUGUUAUUCUGUUAGUAUUAUUUUGAUCAUUGGAGAAACUUGAGUUAUCCGCAUAUCUUUUCCAUAUGAUACAGGCUCUGUUAACUCAUCUUAUGUUUAUCAUUUUCUUUGUGCGUUCUGUGAGCACACCAAGUCAUAUGCAUGCUCAAAUACGAAAUGAUUUUGACAUGUUCUGCAGGCUGUUGACUUUUCGGAACUGUCUAUAUUCAUGAACUGGAACAGAUGAUAUUUCCAACUCAAGCUACAAGGGCUGUUCAGGAUGCACUUUGCAAAGCUUACAGGAUAUUUCACAAGCUGCAGAUCUAUUUUACCGAUACAAGUGCCCCAACUGCGUAUUAUUAGAUACAUAGCUAAUCUCAACUGUUGUAGACAUAUAAGGGUUAAAGUUCAGUGUGAAAGUUUAUAGUUUUGGAAUGAUCGAAUGGUAUGUAAUUUACUAGAAGGAUUUGCCAUAUGUACUGUGCUGAAAAUAGAGUAACAGUUCACAUCCACUAUUCGUAUACAUGAACAGUACAAAGUUAGCAGCACAGAUGGAACCUGACAAUAGAUUAGGGAUAUGAUUCGAUAAGUUUCUCUCUAUUAGGCAUAUGCUUCCUCAGAUUUAGAGAUCGAUUCUUAGUGGUUAAUUUUUAUCCCCAAAUUGCGAUGUUCAGCUAUAGUCUCUUCCUUUGGUAGAUAUCAUAGAUCCGUUCACUCCUCCUUCGCCUGGUGUUAUUUUACAUCUAAUAACUUGCUUCAAUGGAAUUUUACUCCAGUUACAUGCUAUCAUGCACCGCAGAUAUGCAGAAAAGAGAAAGGAACUCCUAUUGAUGAUUUUUUUACCAUUUACAAGAAAACUGCAUAACGUUGAAGGAUUCAUGGAGCCAGAGGCACUCAACUUGAUGAAUAACCAUCCGAUCCUACUCUCUGCUAGAAGAGUUCUGCGUUUUUUUUUUAAGUUAUAUGAAAUAUUCAUUCAUAUAUCUCGGCUACCUAAAACUGUGCAUACAUCUUAGGAUGCAGAGUCCAGGGCUAAUAAAAGCUUCCAUUUCUAAGAGAUAAUCCAAAAGUGCACAUUACUCUUUGUAAAAUUCAACUACAGGAAGUGUGCUAAUUUUAGGUCAUAUAGAGUGAGGUAGAGACAAUAAUAUUUAUUUUUUACUCUGUUGGAAAUGAACCUGUACAGAAGACCUACAAGGAUACAAUACAGGUGAAUGAUUAACCAAUUACCCCAAAGAGGAACAAGAGAAGAGUAAGUAUAAACUCAGAACCUCAAGAGAGGCCAAAGCAAUCCAACUAACAACACAGGAAAGUGAGAUCAGCGAGGCUACUCCCCUUCGUACUUAUAUUUUUAACUCGAUGCCCACCAGUUUCUAGCACUUGCAUACACAAGCAAAUCUGGUCCUAUACAAGAGCGCAAGGGUUUG
Hordeum vulgare subsp. vulgare (domesticated barley) is the source of this 7946-nucleotide messenger RNA. RefSeq names its product protein PHOX1-like. The transcript has a single exon. Gene Ontology annotation, molecular function: protein binding. Lineage: Eukaryota; Viridiplantae; Streptophyta; Magnoliopsida; Poales; Poaceae. The record is from RefSeq and is a predicted model, not a curated record. Bases 1166 to 3835 code for a protein of 889 amino acids.